ACACCUGUCUCGAUUUGUGUCCUCAGUUUAUAAGUAAGCUCAGAGAUUGUUGUAGCAGGAUGCUGCUUAUUUGUUUUGUGUUGAGUUUAACCACAUAUUUCACAGGAAUUCUUUGUGAAAGUUGCGAAAAUAAUUGGAAUUGUAGCGGAAAUGCUAUUUGCAAAAAUGGAGAAUGUAAUUGCGAUACAAUAUCAUAUUGGAGUAUGGAGAGAGAAAAAUGUAUGCCGUAUGUUACUGAAUAUAAAGGCUACUGUGUAGAAAAUGAUCAAUGCGAAUGGUUAGGUGAUAAUGCAGAAUGCAGCAAAAAUAUUUGCGAUUGCAAAGAAAAUUUCACGUGGUUUGAAGGAAAAUGCAAGAAAUAUGCCAAUAUUGGUGAUUAUUGUGACGAAUCGAUAAUGUGUUAUGACCAAAUAAAUCAUCGCGUUAUGCACUGUGAUGAUAAGAACAAAUGUACUUGCAGCGAUGGGUAUUACAACAGAGGGAGUGAUUGCAGAAAAAAAGUGGACGAUGGAAGUUGUGCUAUAAAUUAUGAUUGUAACCAAUCACCAUACUCAUCACAAAUCUGUGUUCUUAGUAAAUGCGUCGAAAAAACUGAUCCUCAAAAAAGUUUGCAUAGUUCAAAGGAACUAGUAAACACACAACAUGAGAAAAAAUAUGUAGCUGGCUCCUCAGGUGACAUCAAUUGUACCAGUGAUAUCGACUGUAGAAAUAUGGCCAACUCUGUAUGUGAUGCAAAUACCAAUACUUGCCGAUGUAAAAAUAGUUAUUUUUUAGAGGAAGGAAACUGUUUGCCAGGUUUUGCCGUAUGUAAGGCAAAUGAUACUUGUUCCUCGGCUUUACCAAAUAGUUAUUGUUUCCAUGGAGUAUGCGUUUGCCUUCAAGGUUAUUUCUACUCAGAAAAUAUGUGUAUUCCAGAAAUUGGAAUACCGAUAAAUACAACAAAUGAUGAAGAUUGUAAAAUCAAAGCUUCCAUUUUGCAAGAUGGAGCUUGUUAUUGCAUAAAAUUUUGGUUUGCAGAUGAAUAUAACAGAAAAUGUAUAAAAUCUACCGUGCAAGAUAACCAAAGGUGUGUGAAUGAUUAUUGGUGUAAUGCCAUGGGUCCCUAUUCGUUUUGCAAUUCAAGUGGUUUGUGUCAAUGCAGCAGUUUUGCUCAAUUAGACGAAGAAACAUUCUAUUGUGAGAAAGUAGGAAAUAUUCCCAAUGACACAUGUGUAAGAGAUACAUCAUGCGGUUACAACAGAAGAUGCCAGAAUGAACAGUGUGUAUGUAAAGAGAAGUUUUCCGAGGUUGAAGGUCAUUGUUUACCAGAUUUGGGAGGUCCUUGUGAUGUUAAUGAUUGCUCUCAUAUAGAAAACGCAUCAUGCUUUGAUAGCAUAUGUUCGUGUAAUAUGAAUUAUACAAGCUAUAAUAACCAGUGUCUUUCAAGUGCUGAAAGUUUUGAUGAUGCUUGUGAAGUUUCGGAACAGUGUCAAAAAUUAAAAUUCACUGAAUGUUCCAGUAAUUCAAAAAAAUGUGAAUGUAUCAAAGGCUUCGAAUUUGUAGAUGGAAAAUGUUGGGAAUCCAAAGAUUAUGGAUCUCCCUGUAUGACAAGAUUGGACUGUACUGAAGUUCUUGAUGAAGAGUUUGAAUGCAUAAAUAACAAAUGCGUUUGUCCAAUUGGACAAGUUUGGGAUGAAGGAUUUUGUUUUAAUAGCAUGUCUAUUACAUUAGUAACUUAUCCAUAUUUAUUAAUGGUUCUACUUCUGAUCGCCUUCUUUUUCUAAUAAAAUUGAUGGAAUUUAGGAUAAUUAUAUAAAGAUUAUAGUGUAUAUUUUAUCUUUAUUGUAAUCCAAAUAUAAUUUUUGAUACUC
Molecule: messenger RNA, 1850 nt
Organism: Diorhabda sublineata
Lineage: Eukaryota; Metazoa; Arthropoda; Insecta; Coleoptera; Chrysomelidae
Product: tenascin-like
Exons: 11
Coding region: 60-1763 (567 amino acids)
Source: RefSeq, a predicted model, not a curated record